This is a messenger RNA of Anopheles coustani, 1670 nucleotides long. RefSeq names its product RNA-splicing ligase RtcB homolog (gene RtcB). Gene Ontology annotation, biological process: tRNA splicing, via endonucleolytic cleavage and ligation. Gene Ontology annotation, cellular component: nucleus; tRNA-splicing ligase complex. The record is from RefSeq and is a predicted model, not a curated record. Gene Ontology annotation, molecular function: RNA ligase (ATP) activity. NCBI's taxonomy places the organism in Eukaryota, Metazoa, Arthropoda, Insecta, Diptera, Culicidae. Bases 87 to 1607 code for a protein of 506 amino acids. The transcript has 2 exons.
ACAUUUCGCACAAUCGUGCAAGAUUAGCAUAGAGAAGUGAUAUUUGUGAUUAAUUUAUCAGCAGCUAGUUAUUGUACGUUUCCAAAAUGGUCGUCCGAGAGUAUAACGAAGAGAUGAAGUAUAUUGAACGCCUAUCGCCAAACAGUUUUCUGAUCAAAAAGGGCUUCCAACCCAACAUGAACGUUGAUGGCGUAUUCUACGCCAACAGUCGGCUGGAAAAGUUAAUGUUCGACGAACUCCGCAAUGCGUGCCGACCCGGUAUGACCGGAGGAUUUCUCCCGGGAGUGAAACAAAUCGCCAACGUCGCCGCCUUGCCGGGAAUCGUUGGACGAUCGGUGGGACUGCCGGAUAUUCACUCCGGAUACGGGUUUGCUAUUGGUAAUAUGGCCGCCUUUGAUAUGAGUGAUCCCAACUCCAUCGUAUCCCCCGGUGGUGUCGGAUUUGAUAUCAAUUGCGGUGUACGUCUGCUUCGUACGAACCUGUUCGAAAAAGAUGUGAAGCCGGUCAAGGAGCAACUGGCCCAGAGCCUUUUCGAUCACAUUCCGGUUGGUGUCGGCUCGAAAGGUAUCAUCCCGAUGAACGCACACGAUUUAGAGGAGGCCCUCGAGAUGGGCAUGGAUUGGUCACUGCGCGAAGGUUAUGUUUGGGCGGAAGAUAAGGAACAUUGCGAAGAAUACGGACGAAUGCUGAAUGCCGACCCGAGCAAGGUUAGCCUAAGGGCAAAGAAGCGUGGGCUCCCGCAGCUCGGUACGCUCGGUGCCGGUAAUCAUUAUGCGGAAAUUCAAGUGGUGGAAGAAAUCUACGACAAAUACGCCGCUAGUAAAAUGGGCAUCGAGGAGCUGGGACAGAUUUGUGUGAUGAUUCAUUCCGGUAGCCGUGGUUUUGGUCAUCAAGUUGCUACCGAUGCGCUGGUCGAAAUGGAAAAGGCCAUGAAGCGGGACAAAAUCGAAACGAAUGACCGGCAGUUGGCUUGUGCGCGCAUCAACAGCCCGGAAGGUCAAAACUACCUGAAAGCCAUGUCCGCAGCGGCCAACUUUGCCUGGGUAAACCGAAGCUCGAUGACAUUCCUUACGCGACAGGCAUUUGCAAAGCAGUUCAACACCACCCCCGACGAUCUAGAUAUGCACGUUAUCUACGACGUGUCGCACAACGUUGCCAAAAUGGAAGAGCACAUGGUGGACGGACGGCCGAAGCAACUGUUGGUGCACAGGAAAGGAUCAACACGUGCUUUUCCUCCGCAUCAUCCGUUGAUUCCGGUGGACUAUCAACUCACUGGCCAGCCGGUGCUGGUCGGGGGUUCGAUGGGGACAUGCAGCUUCGUGCUGACCGGAACCGAGACCGGAAUGGUCGAAACGUUUGGCUCAACGUGCCACGGUGCUGGUCGCAGUUUAUCGCGCGCUAAGUCUCGCCGCAACCUAGACUAUAAGGACGUUUUGCGCGAUUUAGAGGAGAAGGGUAUUUCAAUUCGAGUUGCAUCACCGAAACUGGUUCAAGAGGAAGCACCAGACUCGUACAAAGAUGUACGCGAUGUAGUUCAGACAUGUCAUGAUGUCGGCAUUAGCAACAAAGCCAUCAAACUUCGUCCUAUUGCCGUAAUAAAAGGCUAGUUUUGUCUUUCUUUGCUCACUGUGAAUAUUGAUUUUUGUAAUAAUAAAUAUGUUUUCAUCUUA